AAUGCAUAUCUCCGGCAAUGGAAAUGCAAGUUCAAGGACUACAUAAAUUCACUCAUGAUCAGAGAAGCCCCACCAGCCAACCGACUUUGCUCAGUCUGCAAGAAGGAUGGGGUGUAUAGAUGUCAUGGCUGUUUCAAUGAGCCACUCUUUUGCACAGACUGUUGCAGAAUUCAACAUCAAAGACAUCCAUUCCAUCGCAUCAGUCAAUGGACCGGAUCAUUUUUUCAAGAAACUUCACUCAUUAAAGUUGGCCUGCACAUUCACCUUGCUCACGACGGCACUCCAUGUCCCAGCAGCACCGAUGACUCAUCAGACUUUUUUCAGUGGUCAGAUACCGAUGACAAUAUAGAUGACGAUUAUCCAGAAGGACCUUUCAUUCAACCGGUCAGAGACUCAGAUCGUCUGGCAAUAACUGUAGUAGACAAGUCCGGCGUUCACUCCCUUUCCAUAUGUUAUUGCCAAUGCCCCGGUGCUCUCAGCCGAGACAUACAGCUCUUUCAAGCAGGCUUGUUUCCGGUGUCUUUCACCAGACCAAAAACUGCAUUCACAUUCGCUGUCUUGGACGACUUUCUGUUAGACAAUCUCGAGUGCGGUACAUUGGCCAUGAAUUACUACAGCAAAAUUCGCAGACUCACCUCUAGCAUCUUUCCACUGAUGGUUCCGGAUCGCUAUAGAGAGCUCAUGAGAGCUGCCAGGCAGUGGCGACAAUGCAAGCUCUACAAGUGGCAUGGAUUUGCCCACAAAGAUGACCAGCCAAAGGAUGGUGAUCUUGCCCUAUUUUGUCCGGCAUGUCUGCAACCGGGUAUAAACUUGGACCUGUCUACUGGUACAGUCGCCCAGCCCGACGAUACACCUUCCUGGCUCAUGACUAGGUAUUUGGUCAUGCAUGGCAAUUUCAAAGCCGAGCACAUGCAUCCGGUGAAUCCAUCCAAUGAAGUAUCAUUAAUGGAUGGUCUGGGGUUCAUGGUCUCCAAUGAAAGAUACAAGAGCCAUUUGGCCAUUGCUCAAGACAAUGUCCAAAGGUCAGAUUGCAAUAAUCACUGGGCAGUAAAUCAAGCAAACGCCUCGCGGCAAAGGCUGGAAGCCACCGGUAUAGGAGGAUGUGCAUGUGCAUGGCAUGGAUGUUUUGUCCCACAUUCCAUGGUCGACUUUCAGAAAGGCGAAAGGUCAAUGAACAUGGACUAUGCAUUAAGUCAAGCUCUCAACUAUAAGACCAAUGGAAUCUCUCGAGCCAUCACUUUCUACGACAUAGAUUGUCAGUAUAACAAGUAUUUGAAGGACCGGAUCGCUUCCAGCAUGUAUCUUUCCAUCCCCAUAGGUAUGGAUAUCAUUCCUGGAAUCGGUUUGUGGCAUGUACAUGGACAUCAAGACAACUGCUUUGUCCGGUAUGCAUCAAAUUUUAUCCAUGGGACCAGCCGGAUAGACGGAGAGAUCAUGGAAACCCUCUGGGCACCUUUGAAUAUAAUAUCUCCAUCGGCCAGGGGCAUGGGAACUCUCCAUCGCAAGGAGGUAUUGGAUUAUCAGAUGAAUGAUUGUAAUUUCAUGAAAAUGAUUCGUAUAACUAAGUUUCUGUCCAGAAAAUUGAAAGAGGCCAUCAAGGGGGCUUCGGAAAGCAAACUUGCUUUUGAUAAUCUUAACGAGACCGCCAACCCCGACAUGGUAGUUCUUUGGAAGGCAGAAGAGGCAUUGGCUCAUGCAAACAGAGCAGAGGAUCCUAUGGCUAUGGACAUCUAUGAGGUCCGGUUGGAAAGGGGCAAGUCGCCAACAAAGAAACAGCAGGAAUUGCGCCUGUUGCAGGCUCAAAAUCGCCCUGAACAUCCGGUCAUCAACCCUCCCGGUCAACGAGGAGCCGCCACUUGGCUCGCAACCGGUCUUACCAUAGAGGAAUCCCAAAUAUCUCUCUGCAAGGAUGUGAGAAGUUUGCGAAUGCACCCAAUGGACAUGCAACUGUUGAGAGUGGCUCGAUGCCGGGAUAAGCUUCACACUCAGAUCAUGAGCUUUCUUGAGAUGUCACCUACUUAUCUCAGAGUCGGAGUCAAUGUCAAUGAC
This is a messenger RNA of Suillus discolor, 2049 nucleotides long. RefSeq lists its product as uncharacterized. NCBI's taxonomy places the organism in Eukaryota, Fungi, Basidiomycota, Agaricomycetes, Boletales, Suillaceae. The transcript has 5 exons. The annotation marks the transcript as partial. The record is from RefSeq and is a predicted model, not a curated record.